Messenger RNA from Aspergillus heteromorphus CBS 117.55, 692 nucleotides. RefSeq lists its product as uncharacterized. The coding region runs from base 92 to 454 and encodes 120 amino acids. Lineage: Eukaryota; Fungi; Ascomycota; Eurotiomycetes; Eurotiales; Aspergillaceae. The record is from RefSeq and is a predicted model, not a curated record. The transcript has a single exon.
AUGCGAUGCGAUCCUGUCCGAGAAUAUAGUCGAGGGAUCCUGUUCCCACACGCUUAGUCUGUGUACAGCGAGGGACGACACAGAGCUGGCCAUGGUUGCGGCCUUAUUCCCAUCUCUCUCCCUGCUGGGUGGAGGGGGGGGGCCACCGCUGCGAGGGAGAGUGGCAGGGAAGCGAACGAAUUUCACUUAUUCACACGGGGAAAGUCGCGUUACCUGUUUAUACCGAGCCAGACAUAAUCACUCGCGCGGGGAGCCACCGGAGAUGGUUGGGGGCAUCACACAGAGAGCAAUACGGGCAAGAAGAAGGGAGAUUCAGCGAAGGCCAUGGUCGGGGGUGAGGCUCCAGAGCACACAAUGGCGGGGAAUGGAGAGGGAAGGGAAGGGAAGGGAAGAAAGAGGGUUGGUUAGUCUCCCAGCAAGCAAGCUGGUAAUAAGAACAAUAAUUGAUGAAUAAUAAAUAAUACCUCCGUCGAUUGUACCCUGACAGAGAGAUGUACCCAAAGUCGAGGUAUCCAGCGGAUGCAUCCAUGUACUGAAUGACUUGGUGUGUUUGCUUUUGCUGCCCUCCCUUUUCCCCUGUGCUCUCUCUCUCUCUGCUCUCCCCCUGUACUGCCACUCUCCCUCCCCAACAACCCCACGCCCGUAGCCCUCAACAUAUACUAGCACAACACUAACAGACACCCUCAAUCCUG